Molecule: messenger RNA, 1320 nt
Organism: Colletotrichum orchidophilum
Lineage: Eukaryota; Fungi; Ascomycota; Sordariomycetes; Glomerellales; Glomerellaceae
Product: FAD binding domain-containing protein
Exons: 6
Coding region: 1-1320 (439 amino acids)
Molecular function (GO): FAD binding; monooxygenase activity
Source: RefSeq, a predicted model, not a curated record
AUGGAAUCCCGCUCGCCUUUGAAAGUUGUCAUUAUCGGAGCAGGCAUCGGGGGUUUGAUGGCCGCGUGUGCUCUUCGUGAGACAGGCCAAGAUGUUGAUGUCUACGAGCAGUCCCAGAUGGCAAAUGAGAAGGGCGCCGCCAUCGCGCUGCAGCCAAACUCGACAACCCUGCUCCGUCGCUAUGGGUUUGAGCCUGAGAAAUUUGGAGCGACGACCAUGGAGAAUGUGAGUCCCAAAGCAAGCCCGGCGCAAGAAAUGGACGCUGAUCGUGUUUGGUUCUGCUCCAAGAUGAUGAUGAUGGAUGGUGCCAGUCUGGACGUGAUGCAAGAGAUAACCGACAAGGUGAAGGAGGCAACCCUGUCGGAGCAGCGUGCACAAAAAUGCUAUUUCAUUCACAGAGUCGAUCUCCACAGCACUCUGAAGAAAAGGGCGACUGAGCUGGGUGCCGUGCUCCACGCCGGAUGUGAGAUUAAGAGUGUGGAUGAAGACGCCAACACCAUCACGCUCGCCGACGGCACGACCGUCAAGGCAGACGUGAUCAUCGGUGCCGACGGAGUCCACUCCCGAACACGCAAGGUGGUCUUCGGAGAGUCUUACCAAGAACAUCCGUCGGCCCUGAGCUGCUUCCGAUUCUUGAUCCCGACCAAGAGCCUUAGAGAGGAUCCAGAAACACGCGUCUUCGUCGAGAAGCCUGGUAGCAUGAUGGACCUAGUUGGACCAGACAGGCGCAUCAUCCUUUACCCGUGCUCCCAGGGCGAGUACCUCAACGUUCUUCCUAUUGUCCCGCGCCAAUUGGCUGAAGCUGCCGGACCGAAGAAAGAGAACCUGCUGUCCGCCUUUUCCAUAUUUGCAUCGCCGGUGCAGCGGAUGUUAGAAAAGACUGACGAACAGAGCAUUACAAUGUGGCCCUUGUUCGACAUGAGCGCUCUGCCCAUCUGGGCCAAAAACUCUGUUGCUCUGCUCGGGGACGCUGCACACCCCUUCACGCCAUUCCUUGCUCAAGGUGCCGCAUCGGCAAUGGAAGACGCCGUCUCUCUGGCCGUCAUGCUGCCUCUUGGAACCAAAACAGGGCAGGUUCCUGGCAGACUGCAACUAUACGAGCGCUGCCGCAAGGCCAGGGUCGAUCGCAUCCAGGAGUUGAGUCGCGUGAGAGGCAGAGAUGCAUCGGGAGAGCGAGGUAAACCGCCGACCGGGAACGAGAUUUUCAGCUUUGCCAUGUACUGCAAGCAACACGACGAAUACGUCCAUUCGAGCAAGUUUCUGGAGGCUUUUGAUGUGCCUUUCAUCCCUGCACCACCGUCCCCCAUGAGCAACCCCUAG